CAAACCCGGAAGGCGUGGAGACAGGCACUGGUGAUCGCUGCCUGGAAAUUUAAGGAUAAAAUUAGAACAUUUUGAGAUUCAAUGAUGUUUAAACUCGAAGGUUUAGGACCCAAAUUAGACCCGGAGGAGAUGAAGAGGAAAAUGAGGGAGGAUGUGAUCUCAUCCGUGAGAAAUUUCCUCAUUUAUGUUGCUCUUCUGAGAGUCACUCCGUACGUGUUGAAGAAGUUGGACAGCAUAUGAGGAUGUAGAUUCUGCUCUCAAUCUGCACCUGGACUCAUGGAACAUCGUUGUGCUUCACCAGUUUGCAGCUCGAUCCUGCAUCAUUGCUGUCGCCAUGACAACCACACUGCAUUUUUAUUUUUUGUUUCCUGGAUGAAGCUGAACGUACUUUAAUUUAGCCCUGCGUGUUUGCGCAUUAGUCGUCGUGUCCAGGGCAGUUGGUCAGUACAGAUGUGACACGACGCGACGCAAUGCACUGCUGUGUGUUGAUCAUGUGACCUGGACUAAACAAUAAAACUAAUGUAUUUAACUCGUUUGUUUGAAAAUGAAUCAGUGUGAAUAAAUUUCAAUGUUGGUCCAUCAGUGUGUGGAUGUUCAGCAUUGAGUUGGUCUUCUUAA
Messenger RNA from Neoarius graeffei (lesser salmon catfish), 618 nucleotides. RefSeq names its product translocase of outer mitochondrial membrane 5 homolog (yeast) (gene tomm5). The coding region runs from base 82 to 240 and encodes 52 amino acids. The transcript has 2 exons. The record is from RefSeq and is a predicted model, not a curated record. Lineage: Eukaryota; Metazoa; Chordata; Actinopteri; Siluriformes; Ariidae. Gene Ontology annotation, cellular component: mitochondrial outer membrane translocase complex.